Messenger RNA from Schistosoma haematobium, 5784 nucleotides. It is a transcript of the gene RPGRIP1, whose product is annotated as X-linked retinitis pigmentosa GTPase regulator-interacting protein 1. The coding region runs from base 1736 to 5644 and encodes 1302 amino acids. The transcript is spliced from 21 exons. Gene Ontology annotation, cellular component: ciliary transition zone. The record is from RefSeq and is a predicted model, not a curated record. Gene Ontology annotation, biological process: non-motile cilium assembly. Lineage: Eukaryota; Metazoa; Platyhelminthes; Trematoda; Strigeidida; Schistosomatidae.
CAAGAUAAUCUUUACUGAGUCGCUUGUGAUUAUUCUUGAGGAAAAAUGAAUUCUUAAACCAGAUAUCUGUUUUGUUAAUAUAUAUACACCAACGAUAUUCUAAAUUCAAGAUUCGUGGGAAGAGAAAAUUUUCAGACUGCUUUUUAAGCUACAUCUGUUUUAGCAAUGUUGCUGCACCUGGUUAGGUAACUAGUAUCCCAUCACCUCUAAGUCUUAAAGAAGUUACUUACUUUUCGAUACGAGGCUCUCGAUUAAUGGGAAGCUUCUCUUUGUAGACAAAAAUAUGUUUAUCUCCAAGAUGAUCAACGUUUUGCUCUCUAAUCAAAGUUCCUACACUGAAUACGUUACGUUCAGCACUGUUCUGCUCUGACCAUAUGUGACCAUUUAUUAAGAAAAAGGAUCGAUUUGGACAAAGUGCACACAACGUUCUGUAUUUGAAACCGAGUUAACUAGUAGAAAAUACCACUUCAAGAGCACCUUAUGUCACUUAAAUUAGUAGCUUCCAAAAUUCAUCAAUUACCAUCUUGAAAACAAUCAAAGCUAACACAACUGAGUAAUUCUGAAAACAUUGAUUGUAUUAAAGUAAUUUGAAAAAGGAAUAUAUAUAAGAUAGUAUAGCGCAAAAAGCACAAAUCAAGUCCAAAAAACGCUGAGAGAGUAUGUGUGAGUCUGUGAAAAUCAAUGUUAUUUAAGUCGCAUGAAUAAAAAUGCAUGUCUGUGUUUGGCUUUAGAAAAUUCCCAAAAUUAUCUUUAAAUUUAUAAUUCCUUUCUCUUCUUAGGUUGUGUAUAUUUUAGUUAACACCUAUCCACUUAGUUUAAGAUGUGCUCUAGUAAGCAGCAAGGAUGUUGAGUUUCGACAACUAGUCCCAAAUACGUACUACAGGUUUCAGUAGUAAUUCUCAUCUUAACAUUUGUGAUAAAUGGAGCCUGUUUGUGUCUAGCUGAUAUAUAGUAUCGGACCAAACAAAUAUCUCAACAUGCAUGUCGCGUAUCAUUUCUCCCUUUGCAACUCUACGUCCAUAAAAUAAGGACAUACAACUGGAAGAUAUGAGUAGGCUACAACGGUUUGGUCAUAGGUGUCUUUUAAACAUUACUGGCGCCUCGUGGAACUGUUGAGUUAGUAGUAAAGAUACUAGAUAUAGGAUUGCAGGUAAAAAUGGUAAAUAGGCUGAUCAAGCUAUCAAUAUUCAUCGGUUGAUGUAAUCUGGACCUUUGUUACGUAUACCUAACUACGACAUACCUAGACCAGUGAUGUUUGCUGGUGUAGGAGUAAGCUUGAAGAUAGAUAUGGACAACUAACUCAAAAUGUGGUGUCGUAGUAAACGAAAACCUGUGCAAAGAAAAAUAAUUUAUUUUUUAAUAUAAAAUUACACAGUGGCCUGGUAAAACAUGAAGAUCAUACAUUUAAUGCAUCAUUUGCCCACUUUCUUUGAGUUGUCUUUUAUUUACUUUAUUUAACCUUGGCCAAGCAACUAGUAAACAUUAUGGAGCAUUGGGUAACUGUUUUAAAUCUAUAUGUGACUACCCUUUAACCGUGUUUUACAAUUUUAUCGGGGAUCCAACUAAGGGCCUAUCUUAAAAUCGUUGAUGGCUUUUUCCUGAAUAUUAAAUUUACUUAUAAUGAACUACUACAUAAUGAAUUCAUAUGUCUAUUCCGUUUCUUUAAUACUUACUCAUAGAUCUGAUAAACUGAUGAAUUAUAAUCAAAACUAAAAGCCAACGGACAAUUGUCAAAAUGGAAAGUAAAAAUGCUAUUAGUUCAUGGUCCAAAGAAAAAUUAGAAGAUCAAUACUUACGAUUGUAUGAUGAUUAUUUAACAUUAAAAAAACAUGCAUGUAAACAAGAGGAUCGUAUCAAAAAAAUGGCAACUAAAAUUCUACGUUUAGCUAAUGAUAAGAAAGAUUCUGAUCCUGGAACUGUAUGGAAAGAAGAUUAUCAAGAACAAAUUGAAGUGUUAGAAAGAAAAAAUGCCACAUUGACGCGAAAAUUAGCAUUAGUACAAAAUCAGUUAAACGUUCAAAAGCAAAGAAUUGGUAGUGCACCUCUUUCAGCUAGAAAAGCAAGUUCUGCAACUAUUCAAACGACAAGUCGUAAUUCGUUAGUUGGUGAAAAAUCUAUGAAUAAUUCUAAUGUUAUACAAACAUUACGUUUUCAAAAUUCUGCAUUUGAAAAAACUAUACAAAAAUUAUCUGAACAAUUAAAAGAACGUGAUGAAUUAAUUAAUCAAUUAAAACAAGAAUUACAAAUGAAAGAGAAAAUUCAUACAAACGAUUUAUUUACACUUGGUGAACAAGUCACAUCAAAACAAAGAAUUGCUUUACAAGAAAAUCUUGAUUUAAUUCGUACACAAAGAGAAUUACGUGAAAAACAAUCAAUCAUUAAUAAUUUAGAAUCACGUAUUAAAGAAUCAGAAUCCAAUUAUAAUAUAUUAAAAUCAACAAAUCAUCAAUUAAUUAAUGAAAUUGAACGUUUAACACGUGAAUCAAGUCAAUUAGAACAAAAAUUAUUUCACUUACAAUCUGAUAAUAAUUUAGCAUCAAAACAACAAUUGAAAAUUUUAGAACUUCAAUAUGCAUUUGACGAUGCAAAACGUGAAAAUCAAGCACUUAAAGAAUCAAAUGAAAAACUUAUAGCAAAUGCAUUUUCUAUUAAACCUGAACAAAAUUGGACAAUGAAAGAACAGAAAUUACGUGGACAAAUUGAUCAUUUAGAAAUGAUGGUACAUAAUUUACAACAACAAUUAAACCGAACUGAACAACAACAACAACAAUACCCCCAACAACAGCAACAAAGAAAACAAUCAAUUAAAGAGGAAAUUAUACUAAAUAAACAACAAUCAAAUCAAUUAGAAAGUAUUCCAAUGAAACAAAACAAUUCAACUGAACAAUUAACAGGAACAAAAACAACAACACAAAUGUUUGCACAAAUUACUGGAUUCACUGUUGAAGAAUUAGAAGAUGCCAUUAUGAUCUUACGAGAGCGUAAAUCAAAAUCUCAGUCAGUCAAUGAUGAUCUAUCACCGAAUUUAUUGGAUCAAAACAAAGAUCCAUUGAAACAACUUAAUGAAGCGGAAGUAUUACAUGCGGAUACAAUUAAUGAAUUAGAGAAAACACGUAAAUUAUUAAGUGUUCAAUAUAAAAUUAAUAAAGAUUAUCAAAAUGAAAUUAAACAAUUAACUGAUCAGUAUAAUGAAUUAAAAUUAGAAUCAGAACAACGUUUAAUGGAACAUAGAAAAUUAUUAGAGAUUCGUUCAAAUCGAAUAAAACAAUUAGAAAAUCAAUUACGUGUUUUAACUUAUGGUACAUUAAAUAAAUAUAAGAAUGAUCAACUUUCGAAUGACAAGCUAACAACAGAAGAUGCUUUAAAACCAGGAGAAAGCUUGAUUGAGUUACAUAUAGGUCAAUUAUAUUUGUUACCAUCGUUACUAUCGAAAUACUAUCCAACAAUAUCAUCUAAUAUCAAUCAUGAUAAUAAUUAUAAGAAUGAAGAAUUUAUUCAAUUAUUUUUAACAUGGGAUUUUUAUGAUUAUGAAACACAAGCAACAUCUAUUUUACUUGUACAUGAUUCAAUUGAUUUCAAUAUGACAAUACAAUAUCCUAUAGAAGUGAAUGAUACAUUAAUGAAUUAUUUAAUUAAGGAACCAUGCACUGUGGAAAUGCAUCAAGUUAUCAAUUCCAAUUAUCGUACUAUCGCUAUUGGAAAACUUAAUUUUUCACAAUUAUUCACUGGAAAAGACGACAUUAUAGAAUUACUCGGUCCUGGCAGUGUUAUACGUCGGCAUGGUCAAUUAGAUUUAUUCCUUAUCUCUACUCCAGAUAAUUCAAUGAAUAUUAAUGAGGUGAAUAAAGUUAAUGAGAAAAUUAAAGUAGGAACAUUAGAUUAUUGGAUACGAUUAUCUGCACCGAUGUCAGAUUCUAUUAAACUUUACAAAGAAAGAUUUCAACAAUUGCCUAAAUCUAUGUCAUCUAUUCAACAAGACCUACUUCCAAUAGAUCCAUUACAGAAUAUACUUACUAUUGAAAUUGUGAAAAUUACCAACUUGACUAAGAAUUAUUUAGAUCACUUACCAUCUAUUUAUUUUGUAUAUCAAUUUUAUAAUCAAUCAGAAUAUGCUUCCAUGAUAAUGAAAGAGAAUAUAACACCAAUAUUUAAUGAUUGUCGUACUAUUCAAUUAGAAAUGAAUGAUAAACUUGAUAAUUAUUUAAGAACAGAGAAUUUAAACAUUUACAUUGUGGAUAAUGCAGAUCCUUCACCUGAAACAAGUUGUAUUGGUUUAUCUAUCAUUCCAUUAAUUGAUUUAAUUAAUAAAAAUCAAAAAAUUGAUGGUGUAUUUGAAAUAUUCCCAUUAACUGUAUUCACAAAUAAACAACAACAAUUUAAUCGAUUGGGGAAAUUCAAUCAAAUCGAUAAAAACCUACCUAAUUGUGGUUUAUUAUAUUUAAAAAUGUAUUGGCAACGACCUUAUACUACUAUUAAUAAUACUAAUACUACUACUACUACUACUACUACUACUACUACUACCAACAGUCUUAAAACUGUGGUAUAUAACCAACCAAAUAUGGAAGAAUCCAAAGAUUUAGAAAUGGAACCAGUGAAACAGGCUGCAGAGAAACCCUACAUAACUCAAUAUGAAUCUUCUAAAGAAACUUACUUACAAUCAAAAUUAUCAUCUGAUGUCUCGUCUACAAGACCUAACGAUAAACUACAUUCUUCUGAUAAUCUAUCACAUAGCUCAGCUAAACAAAAUCAGGAUACACUUGAUCUAGAUCAAGCCAUUGUUAAAAUCCCUGAAAUAACUGUCAAUAAACCAGAUAACCAGGUGUCAAUUCAUUUACAUGAUCAUUCAAAGAUCAAUACAAGAACCGAUAAAAUAUUAUCACCUUCGAUACAAAUUCAAUUAGAAAAUUCCGAUGAGAAACUAAUUGUUCCAACUCCACAUCCUAGAACAAAAAUAACUGAGUCACAAGAUCAAAAGAAAUUGAUCAACUUGGAUGUUUCUUCACAGAAAACUAUCAAUAAUAACAAUGUCUCAAAUUCAAAACUAUCACCAACUAUUCAAUCCAUCUCUACUAAUGAUGAUGAUAAUCAUGUGAAAAUUGAAUUACAUGGAUUACAAUUAACAGAUUUAUCUAAACUAUCCAAAAUGAAUCCAUCAUUACCAAAUCAAUUAUUUAUUGAAUAUUCAUUUCUUGGUUAUAAAGAACCAUUUGAAACUGGUUCUUAUCCAUUAAUUGAAUGGAUAGAUAAUAAUAAAAAUAUAUUAAAAGCAAAUUUCUAUUAUAGUAAAACAUUUCCAGUUGAUUUUACAAAGAAUUAUGAACGUAGACAAUAUUUAGCAAGUUAUUUAUUACCGGAAGAUCCAAACAAUGGUAAUUUAAUAUUUAUUAUUGUUAGUGAACCAUCUACAUCAACAACACAAUCAGCUGAAUGUGAAGAAAUUGGUUAUGCUAUGAUUAAUAUUAGACAAAUAAUACGAGAUAAUUGUGAUAUAGAUCAUGUAUUUAUUCCAAUCACAGCUGCUAAAACCGUCGAUGGUGAAACAGAGAGUUUAAAUGAAAUCGGUAGACUUUGUGUAUCAUUUUAUGGUUUAUCAGCACUUCGUGCAAUCAUUGCUGAAAUGCCUCAAGUUAAAUUGGCUAUUUAAUCAGCUAAUCGGUUGCACAGACUCAAAUACAAUUAUUUGGUCUUAUAAAAGUAUUCCACAAUAUGAUAACUAUUUUUUUUUUCAUUGUAAAACGACAUUUCCAUAGAAAAAUAUUUUUUAUGGGGAAAUCGUUGUUUUUU